GUGCUUUUAUUGGACGAGAUGCUAAUCAAUCUGGGCCUGGGCCUAUCGAGUUCCAUUGUCAAAACUUGAUCAAUCGGUGCGAAUAAUUCGAAUUCUCCACAGUCUGAUUGCCUCUGUCUCUUUGGUGAAGGUGAACAAAAAGAAGAAAGACUCGAGUGAUAAUCCCAAGAACUCACCAAGACGAAAUAAACUUGAUCGGCAAAGAUCAAUAUGUGCAAUUCUCAGUUCCACAGCUUCCUCAAGGCUUUGCCAAAGGUCGAGCAGCAUCUUCAUAUUGAGGGAACUCUUGAGCCUGAGCUUCUCUUCUCCCUCGCUGAGAAGAACGGGAUCAAAUUGCCAGAAGAUCCUGUCUAUGAGUCGGCUGAUAAGUUGCGAGAGCGCUAUGGAAGAUUCACAUGUCUCGAUGACUUCCUGCACUACUACUACCUCGGGAUGAGCGUGCUUAUCACCGAAAACGACUUUGAGACUCUUGCGUACCAGUAUUUCCAGCGCGCUGCGAGCGAAAAGGUUCGACAUGCUGAGAUCUUCUUCGAUCCUCAGGCGCACACCGCUCGAGGUGUCAGCUACGACACCGUCGUCGCGGGACUUACAGCCGCCAAGCGUCGUGCUCAGAAGGAGUUGGGUAUUACUGUCGAGCUGAUUGUCUGUAUUCUUCGCCAUCUGCCUGUUCCCGAGUCUCAUGCUCUUGUCGAUACUCUUCUGGACCGCGGCCACUUCAACGAUGGCACCCUGACAGGCUUUGGCAUGGUCUCGAGCGAGAAGGCGUUCCCUCCUGAGCUCUUCACCGAGGUCUAUGCCCGUGUUGCAAAGACUGGUACUCAUCUCACCACUCACGCCGGCGAGGAAGCACCUCCUUCUUUCAUCACUGCCUCACUUGAGCAUCUGAAGGUUUCGCGCAUCGACCACGGUCUCGCAGCCGCUCAGGAUCCCGAACUCCUCAAAAGACUGGCUGCCAACCGCACCCUCUUGACUUUCUGCCCCUGGUCAAACGUAGCUCUCUGCAACCUGCCCGAACUCGCCGACGCCCCUGUGCGCAAGUUCCUCGAUGCUGGCGUCCUCUUCAGUGUCAACAGUGACGAUCCUGCUUACUUUGGCGCCUACGUCCAGGAAGUCUACUGCCGCGUCCAGGAUACCUUUAGCCUCUCCGUUAAGGACUGGGCAUGGAUCGUCCGCGGUGCCGUUGAGGAAAGCUGGUGCUCUGAUGAGCGCAAGCAGGAGAUUCUCAAAGAGCUGGAGCAAGUGUUGGAAGAGUACAAGGAUUUGAAGGCGUGAGCUGUGAUUCAAAAGUCAAGAAGGCGUUGGGGAUAGCGGAAGGGAUACGGUAGAAAUACCCCGAUGUGUAUGUAGAUAGGACGGUUAACUGGAAAUGCAACUCGCUAUAUUUCCGACG
This is a messenger RNA of Fusarium oxysporum Fo47, 1390 nucleotides long. RefSeq names its product adenosine deaminase family protein. Gene Ontology annotation, cellular component: cytosol; nucleus. NCBI's taxonomy places the organism in Eukaryota, Fungi, Ascomycota, Sordariomycetes, Hypocreales, Nectriaceae. Gene Ontology annotation, biological process: purine ribonucleoside monophosphate biosynthetic process; hypoxanthine salvage; adenine catabolic process. The record is from RefSeq and is a predicted model, not a curated record. The coding region runs from base 211 to 1272 and encodes 353 amino acids. Gene Ontology annotation, molecular function: adenine deaminase activity. The transcript has a single exon.